Phytophthora nicotianae INRA-310 is the source of this 150-nucleotide messenger RNA. RefSeq lists its product as hypothetical. Lineage: Eukaryota; Oomycota; Peronosporomycetes; Peronosporales; Peronosporaceae. The record is from RefSeq and is a predicted model, not a curated record. The transcript has 2 exons. Bases 1 to 150 code for a protein of 49 amino acids.
AUGCACAAGAGCACGUCGUACGAGUACUGCAACGCGUUAUCGAAAAAGCUGGCGCGCCUAAGGCAAAUCGAGGAGCGCCGAAGCAGCAAGGUGUGGACUCGUGCCAUAAAAAGCAUUAAACAUACAUGGGACUCUGCCAUCGCGCUGUAA